AUGCGAUCUCCUCGAGUUUUGCUGGUCAAUGAUGACGGCCCUCCUUCUGAUUCAUCUCCAUACAUCCUUGAGGUGUAUCAACAGCUGAUCUCACUAGGCUGGGAUGUACGCGUUGUCAUCCCCAGUUCACAGAAAUCAUGCUAUUAUCCUCUACGGGACAAUUAUCUUGGCGCUCAUCCUGACACGCGCCAUUGCUGGAGUCACGAGCGCCGUCCUAUUCAAAAAGAGCGUGGAGAAAUUGGUGAAUGGGUGCUGGUCGAUGGUGUGCCUUCGACCUGUACCAAUGUCGGCUUGUAUACCGGUGAUGCGCUGUUUGGACCGGAUGGGGCAGGCCCCAUCGACCUCGUUAUAUCAGGUCCCAAUUAUGGCCGAAAUACAGGCACUGCAUUUUCUGUGAGUUCAGGUACGCUCGGAGCUGCUCUCUCCGGCUCUCUAUGUGAUGUUCGGUCUAUUGCUGUGAGCUUCUGCCACUUUAAGACAAAUCCACCAACGUUGGAUGGCCGUCGAGAAGGUCCUGGCCUUACGCCUGAGGUAUUCAAGGAGCUUUCCAUCCUCGCCUGCACGUACACCUUGCGUCUCUGCAAGCAGUUGUGGGAAACAUGGGAUCAGGAUGAACAUGUUCAGUCGUACUCGAUCAAUAUUCCUAUUGCCGAGACGUUGCGACGUCCUGUGGUACAUUGGACGCGCAUUUGGCACAGUCGGCAUGGCCAAUACUAUCCUCUUCCUUCCUCUGGCGCAGAGGAUUGGGGUGUCAUGCCAUCUGGCAUUGAGCCCAAGGACUUGCCUGAUGAAGAUCCUGCGUGUGCCUACUUGGCCUUUCAUCCGAAUCUGGUGCGCGCUAUGGAGCCGGCCGUUAUUGAGCCAGGCACAGAUGUUUGGGCCAUUACGCAAGGUGCCAUUUCCAUCUCGCGCCUCGUCGCUUGCUUUGAGCAAGUGGACGCAGGUUCACGGCCUGUUCCAUCCUGUGUUGUAUAG
Molecule: messenger RNA, 975 nt
Organism: Malassezia pachydermatis
Lineage: Eukaryota; Fungi; Basidiomycota; Malasseziomycetes; Malasseziales; Malasseziaceae
Product: sure-like protein
Exons: 4
Coding region: 1-975 (324 amino acids)
Cellular component (GO): P-body
Molecular function (GO): hydrolase activity
Source: RefSeq, a predicted model, not a curated record